Thamnophis sirtalis is the source of this 725-nucleotide messenger RNA. NCBI's taxonomy places the organism in Eukaryota, Metazoa, Chordata, Lepidosauria, Squamata, Natricidae. The record is from RefSeq and is a predicted model, not a curated record.
AGUGAGCCAUAAACUGUAUUAGCACUGGGAGUAUUUCUGUUCUAUGUUGUCUAUAAGACUUUAGAUACUUACACAGUUGAAAAUAUACUUAGCAAGCAAGCAAAUGCUGUGUUUCUCUUGUGGUCUGAAACUAUAAUAUGAUAGAAUCUUCACACAAAUCUGGUGCAAUUCCAUAGAGGUGUGUUUUCCUUCCCCCCUUCUUCACAGAAAAAAGGAAUAUACCAAGGGAAGGAGGAAAGUGGAAAUAAAGCAUGACAGAAGCAAAGAGGAAACAGGAAAAUGCCAUAUGGAGGAAGAUCCAUGCCUUUCGCUACAAAAACCUCAAACUCUGGUGUGUAAACAGGCUGCCUCUUUUGGAGUGGGCACCACACUAUUGUUGGAAAAUGGACCUGCUGCCUGAUAUAGUUUCUGGGAUGAUGUUGGCAGUUCAACAGGUGACACAAGGGCUGGCUUUUGCUAUUCUAUCAUCAGUGCAUCCGGUGUUUGGUUUAUAUGGAUCAUUCUUUCCUGCUAUUAUUUAUGCCAUAUUUGGAAUGGGUCGUCAUGUUGCCCCAGGAACCUUUGCUCUGACCUCCUUGAUUUCUGCAAAUGCUGUUGAGCGUCUUGUUCCUCCCAUAAGCAAUUUCACUUCAGACAAUACAUCUGAAGUAUUGGGCUUAUCUGAGUUUGAGAUGCAGAGGAUUGGAGUUGCUGCAGCAGUUUCACUACUAGGAGGACUGAUUCAA